AUGGGCACGGGCAUCCUGGCCUCGCUGCUGCUCUGGGCGGCAGCUGAGGCUGCCAAGGGGCGGUGGUGCGAGCAGACGGUGCAGGUGACGGAGGAGGAGGUGGUGUCCCCCCGGCGCGAGGACGUGGUGCCCUGCCCCAGCAUGUACCAGUACAGCCUGGCGGGCUGGCGGAUCGACCGGGACCGCAUGCGCCAGGCUUACGGAGGAGACCGCGGCGUUCCCCCCGCCACUGCCCAGCCCGACUCCGGCACCCCCAUGUGCUACGUCUACAAGCCCCCGGAGACGCGGCCGGCGGUGAGGAACCGCACGGUGCUCGCCUGCUGCGCCGGCUGGAGCGGCCCCCGCUGCACCGAGGGGGAAGGCUCGCUGGGACACUGCUACUCCGGGUGGCAGUGCCAGGACGCCCCGGGCGCCCUCAACCUCUCUGCC
Molecule: messenger RNA, 429 nt
Organism: Oxyura jamaicensis (ruddy duck)
Lineage: Eukaryota; Metazoa; Chordata; Aves; Anseriformes; Anatidae
Product: SCO-spondin-like
Exons: 4
Source: RefSeq, a predicted model, not a curated record